This is a messenger RNA of Phascolarctos cinereus (koala), 761 nucleotides long. RefSeq lists its product as uncharacterized. The record is from RefSeq and is a predicted model, not a curated record. Lineage: Eukaryota; Metazoa; Chordata; Mammalia; Diprotodontia; Phascolarctidae.
GGAGGAGGAGGAGGAUGGCAGCAGCUUUGCAGCCACUGCUGGUCACCUUGGUUUGGGCUGGUGUCCUGCUCCUCCCAACAGCGACCCAUGGCGCCGCCCUCGCUCAGCCCCGGACCCUGCCUUUCUCUUGGAACCUUGGGCAAAUGGCAAGGGCCCUGCAGUUGGACUGGCCACCUGGUUCCCCCAAGGCAGCCCUGCUGGCCCAGGCCCUAGAGCGGCUCCUCGAGGCAGAGGCCGGGUGGCAGGAGUGGGAACGGGAGACCAAGGCUGAAGCUGCUGCCCUGGCCCAGCUCCUCUUGCGCCUGUGGCGGGGCUCCCAUCUUGAGCCUGAGGUCAGCAUGGAAGAGGCAGUGUCACUUGGUCCCCAGACCCAAGCCAACGAUGAGGCAGCAGAUUCCAAGCAGGCACUACUCAGAUUUCUGAUGAGCCGGCUGUUGGCCAAGAUGUCGGAGACCCGAAUCCCUCCCACCUUGGUCUGGGCGGGACCGUGGCCCCGGCAACGUCGUCAUUUGCGCCGGCCCCUGGGCCUGGCUCCUGCUUCCAUGUCACAUGGGACCGCACUACUCGGCCUGAACCAUCUGGAGGCCUUGGCAGUGCAGCAGGGGGUACCGCUUGCUAGCACACGCUACUGGCCAGAGUGACGGGGUCUCCAGCCACCCAAGGUUCCUUGCUGCCUGGCUCUCUCCUCCAGCGUGCAUGUUUAUCCCCACCUUGGCACCCAAGCUUAAUAAAAUAGCCUCCUUCGUGCCCCUGCAAGCAAA